Molecule: messenger RNA, 489 nt
Organism: Rotaria sp. Silwood2
Lineage: Eukaryota; Metazoa; Rotifera; Eurotatoria; Philodinida; Philodinidae
Source: the annotation of a GenBank genome assembly
AUGUUACGUUUAGGUAAAGAUAAUGAUUUUGAUGCAGUUUAUUCAAUCUAUAUGCAUCCAACGGUUAAUCCAUAUUUAAAUUUUGAAAUAAUGAGUAAAGAAGAAUUUUUACCAUUAUUUAAUGAAUUGACAACAUCUGACACAUUGUAUAUAUAUGAGAAUACUGAUGGACAAGUAGCAGCUACAUGCAUUGCAGAGCGUUUACAACGACGUUGUGCACAUAUUAUUUGUUUAACAAUAUUUGCAACAAAUCCAAAUUUUCAUCGGCAAGGUAUUGGUACAAAAUUUAUGCAUGAAUUAAUUUAUGAAUUAAGAAAAGACGAACAAAUUAAACGUAUUGAAUUAUAUGCAGAAGCUGAUAAUGAAAUCGCUCUAAAAUUUUAUAAAAAACUUGGUUUUCAAGUAGAAGGAUGUUUAAAAGGAUAUUUUAAACGAGCAAAAGAUAAUCAAUUUGUUGAUGAAAUUGUUUUAGCAAUGGUUUUUCAUUAA